AUAUAUAUGGGAAGGUCCUGUGACAGGACGCAGCAUUCAGCGGACUGACCUCAUCCAGAACACACACACACAUAGCUGCCGCUUCCAUAGGAAAUUCUUUACGGAAGGCUUGAGAACUAGUUUCACAUGCGGUGUGUUUUAUUCGUCAUGGUGAUGGGCGUGGUGGGCGUGGUGAGGUCUCGAUACGCCCCCACCAGAGACCACUCCAAGGACUGGCUGUCACUCAUCAACGGGCAACAGCAGCUCAGAGACGCCAGGAUCAUCUACAGCAUCCUGAACGAGGAUCCAGACUUCUUUCUGAAUAAGCGAGAGCACCAGGGCUUCGACAGCAGCGAAAAGGAUUUCGACGGCUUCCAGCAUCCGUUCUACUACGUCAGCCACCAGAAACAGCAGCAAGAAGUCGAGCAGCCAAGAGGGCCCUUCGUUUUCAGUCGACUGGGAGGCGGCGGCCCCGUCGAUCCAAGCAAAGCUGUCUUAGUAGACCUUCCUUUCAGACAUCGUCGACUGGGAGAUGAUGUUUCCGAGGACCUUAUCAUCCAUGACGCAAGCCUCGUUCCUGCCGAAUCAGCUCCAGAAACCCUCCCUCCCCAAUCGAGCUAAAUGAUCGCUUCCUCUGCCACUCAGUGACGCCAUUACUUUAACAUCCCAGACAACGACGUUUGAGUGAACAAUUACAAAGGUUAAUUAGAUCCUUCAGAAUGAUGCUUUAUUUGUUUUUUACCUGAAGUGGGGGUUAUCUCAGUUGUGUCUCGAAGGGAUAAGUCUAGACUUGCAUGGCAUUAGCUCCACUACAGUCCACCUUUCAGAAACCUAAAAGAAAAUAACCAGGGGGAAAACCGAGAAUCACUACACAGCUCAUCAGGCACCCUAAAAUCUAUCCCGUAGAAUCGAAAACACUACGGGGAAAACUCCUCCCUCUCUCUCUUUCAGAAAGGAAAGUACGUUAUUAUGCUCAGCUUCAAUAUAUACACACUCCUCGGAAUUUUUUUAUAGAUCUCCUUUGCGACUCGGUUUGCAGAACGCGGAAAUACCCGAAGCCAAAGAACAGCGUUUGCAGAGUAAUAUCACACAGGACAUGAAGAUUAUGGAAGCGCAAACAAGAUGAAAAGCGAGGCCGCGCAAACAGCAAUAUUCAUUGUGUUUACCCAGACUUCUUCUUCGAGGGAAGUCGGAUUCUGAAGUUUAUUUUCCUUUUUAAAGUUAUGAAUCUGUAUUAUGAUCAUCAUUAUUAUUGUUUUACGUAAGAGGAAAGGGAAGAGAACAGCACCAUUGACGAUAUAAAUAAAUGUAUGAUUUAUUCA
Macrobrachium nipponense is the source of this 1301-nucleotide messenger RNA. RefSeq lists its product as uncharacterized. The record is from RefSeq and is a predicted model, not a curated record. Lineage: Eukaryota; Metazoa; Arthropoda; Malacostraca; Decapoda; Palaemonidae. Bases 127 to 600 code for a protein of 157 amino acids. The transcript is spliced from 3 exons.